CUUUGCCUGGAUGAAGCUUGCUGUUUUCCAGCUGAUUUCCCCUCAUGCUGUGUAGGUCUGCUGUAUCUCCAUAUCUUGGCUUGUAAGCAGCUGGAUAGUGGACUAGAUGAUUGUGGUGCUUCCCUGAGGAGUGAUUGCAGAGUAGCUGAGGAUGUUCUGAUGCCAUAUCUAAUGGCUUCCCACUGAGGAGGUGCCAGAAGUUGUUUUUAGUGGAGCUGCAGAAACUUGUACAGACCAUGAACCUGAUUGGGAGCUACCAACACCACCACCACCACAUGAUGCCUGAUCCCUUCAUCUUCUCCCCGGGCUCCCGCUGCCACCAGGAGAGACCUUACUUCCAAGGAUGGGUGCUGAACCCAGGAGAGGUGUCACCUGAAUUCCCUGCGCAACCCCCCUACAGCCCAGAGUACGGAGCAGUGGUUGGACCUUCCCAGACCUCCGGCCGCAUAGAGAAUCUUGGGGGAAAGUUGGGCAGAAGGAAAGGAGCUCCCCCCAAGAAAGAGAGGAGAAGGACAGAGAGUAUCAAUAGUGCCUUUGCUGAACUAAGAGAGUGCAUCCCCAACGUUCCAGCAGAUACCAAACUCUCCAAAAUCAAGACCCUCAGACUGGCCACUAGUUACAUUGGCUACCUGAUGGAUGUGUUGGCUAAGGACAGUGAGCCUGGGGGCACGGAGGCCUUCAAAGCUGAAAUUAAAAAGGUGGAUGGCAAGAGGAGAAGGGAACCGCAACCAACUGAAGGAUAUUGGGGCGCAGCACCUGCAGGAGAGAAGAAAUUAAAAGGACGGACUGGGUGGCCCCAGCAGGUAUGGGCCCUGGAACUAAACCCCUGAUUGUUCUAUUUGCCCUUGGGUAACCUAAAUGCACUGCUUUGUCCUGCCAAUGAGAAAUCGAGUCACUGAACGCUCUCCAGGCUGGGAGAAGACAUUCAUCUGUAAUUACGUGCAAUGUUAUUUCUUUUUAUCUGCAAUAAGAGGACGAGAGGAUGCACAAGACUGGCGUGUUUCUGCAAGACUGGGAAACAGAACUGAUGUGGAUCUACAUGCAAUGAGCCAGAAUUGUAUUCAGUAUAUAUAUAAAUAUAUAUCUAUAUAUAUAUAUAUAUAUAUAUAUAUAUAUAUAUAUAUAUAUAUAUAUAUAUAUAUAUAUAUAUAUAUAUAUAUAUAUAUAUAUAUAUAUAUAUAAGCAAAUGUGACUCAGGGAUCAGGUCUCACUUUCAACAAGUGGAGUCUUCUGUAAUUUUCCUGCUAUUUUAUUUUUCCCAUUUAAAACACCAAUGUUUUUAUUCUGUGUUAUAAUUACAUACAUUUACUAUGCAA
Messenger RNA from Xenopus laevis (African clawed frog), 1316 nucleotides. RefSeq names its product heart and neural crest derivatives expressed 1 L homeolog (gene hand1.L). Gene Ontology annotation, cellular component: nucleus; nucleolus. Gene Ontology annotation, biological process: regulation of transcription by RNA polymerase II; heart development; developmental process. The transcript has 2 exons. Bases 237 to 830 code for a protein of 197 amino acids. Gene Ontology annotation, molecular function: DNA-binding transcription factor activity, RNA polymerase II-specific; RNA polymerase II transcription regulatory region sequence-specific DNA binding; protein dimerization activity. Lineage: Eukaryota; Metazoa; Chordata; Amphibia; Anura; Pipidae. The record is from RefSeq and is a predicted model, not a curated record.